UUCAAGUAUCAAUACAUAUGUGCAAGCUGUAUGCACUGCUUAUACUAAUAGGGGACAGGCGCAAAUGCAGACCGGCUUGCAGUCACCAAAUUUCAUCUCACGCCACAUCUCGCCCAUACAGUCGCAAAUACAUUGAAAGCAAACGCCUUUUUAAAGAUCGCAUGUAAAUCGAUUCACGACCUAGGAGUGCUUUUGGCGGGCUGCUGUGCGUGCCCUGACUUUCUCUAGCAGCAACGAGGAUGCGUCCCCGUCCUUGGACGUUGCACUUGCUACUAUAACAUAUACGGCGGGUGGAUAGCUUGUGAGGCGUUUAGGAGUUUCAGCUUCAUUUUGCGGAGCCACCCGGGCUGUUCUCGCUAGGAUGGGCGUCGUGAACCUUUUCACGGAACUCGCUGACUACAGUGGCGUCAUACAGAACUGGACGGGCGCAAAUGAGCAGCUCGUGGCGGAGAUGUGCGGCCAAACCCUCGCCAUCGACACGUCGGUUUGGAUUUUUCAGUGUUCACAGCAGCAGGACCUAAAGGACGCCAUCUACGACGAGCACGCGCGGGUGUUGUACACGAUGAUUCACAGGAUCAUCAGUCUGCUGCGCCACGGCGUGACGCCCGUGUUCGUGCUGGAGGGCGACACGCCCGAGGCCAAGAUGGGAAGGCUCCAGCAGCGGAGCCUGGCCAAGGGCCUGGGCGGCAUGGCGGGCGGCAACCGGCGCGGCGGCCGCCACGACGCACUGGGGCGCCGCGUGGUGCAGCUGCUGGACCUGAUGGGCCUGCCGCACGUGGACGCGCCCGGCGAGGCUGAGGCCAUGUGUGCCGCGCUGGUGGCUGCGGGGCUGGCCGACGCGGUGGUGAGCAGUGACGUGGACGCGCUGCUGUUCGGGGCGCCGCGCCAGUACCGCGAGUGCAGGAUGCAGUUUGACACUCCCCGCCACACUGUGGUGGAGCGGGUGGACCCGGUGGCGGCCGCCCGGUCCGCGUUCGGACUCACACAGCCGGGCGGAGGCUGCGCACUGGCGCUGCAGACUGUGGCGGUGCUGUGCGGCUGCGACUACUCGGUGGCUGGCGGGCGCGGCGUGGGCGUCAAGGGAGCCAUGGGCGCAGUGCAGCAACUCACCAGGGGGCGGCAGUCCGACGCGCACGUGCCCGGCGAGCUGCUGCGGCUGCUGCGCACCGGCCCCGACCCCGCCGUCAUGGAGCUCAAGGCCUGCAGCGGCUGCAAGACUUGCGGCCACGAGAAGCACGGCCGCAAGCCCUGCGAGCAGUGCGGUCCAGGCCCCUGCCGGCCCAAGGCGCCGGGCGCCGGCUGCAGCUGCAGGUUCCACAGCUCGGAGCCGGAGCGUGUGCUCAUGCGCGUCAUCAGCAGGGCUGUGUCCACCAGCCCCUCAUUCGCCGCGGACUGCGAGGCGGCGCUGGCGGCCUUCGCGGCGGAGGCGCAGCGGGCGCGGCGGGAGGCGGUGGCGUUGCGCGGCCGCGGCGGCCUGGGGUGGCGCGGCCGGCCCGAUGUGGACGGCGUGUUUGCGCUGAUGCACCCGCUGCUGGGCGGCACCAGCUCCGACCCCAACAAGCUGCUGUGGACGCAUGCGGAGGUCCGCGACAAGCUGCGGCCGGUGCUGAUGGAGUGGGACAUGCGGCAGGGGCCCAACCCGCCAUCGGACGUGGCGGCUCAGGUCCAGUUCCGGCCGGUGCGCAUCAAGCAGGAGGCGGCCAAGGACGGCGGCACCUGGGCCUACCUGGUGGAGUUUGAGCGGCUGGGUGAUGACCCCGACGCCGAGUUUGACCGCGAGCAGAUGCGUUCGACCAAGCUGGUCAAGGGGCGGCACGUGCGCAAGACGCUGGUGGAGAGGCUGUGGCCGCAGCUGCUCAGCCGCCGGGAGGAGGAGGCGCAGGCCAAGCUGUCACAGCAGGCCAGCAAGGGCGCGCGCAAGGCAGCAGGCGCGCCGCGAGGCAAACGGGGGGCAGCCGCCGCCGCCGUCGGCUCCGGCUCCGCAACCACGGGCGGCGUCACCGUCAGUGCGGGAGUGCGGCUCAGCGGCUCCCCACUGGCCUCCACUCCCAAUGGGACUGGCGGCUCUGGGGGUGCGAGCGGCUCUGCCAAGUCGGCGUCGCGGACCGCCUCGCGCUCUGGGCUCUCCAGCGGCGCCGCCGGCAGCCGCGAAGUCAUGCAGCGAUUCCUGGCGGUGGCAGGCCGAGGUGGCGGCGCUGCUGCCGGCGGCGGCGGCGCCGCCGGCGGCGGGCAGCAGGCGGGCGAAGGGCCGUCGCAGCGGGAGCGGGCGGCGGGCGGCGGCGGUGGGUACGGCGGUGGGUACGGCGGUGCGUACGGCGGUGCGCGGGACCGGGGCCCGGUGGCGAUGAGCGCGGCAGCUGGCGCGGCGGCCGACGUCAUCGGCAGCGACAGCGACAGCGACAGCGACGGAGAGGGGCUGAUCCUCACACAACACGCGCCGCCGGCGCUGCAGCGGCGGCAGCAGCCGGCGGCCGGUGCUGCCGGCUCGCGCGCCGCUGCCUGCGCCGGCGGCGGCAACGGCGUUGGGCCGUCCCACGCGGGUACGGGCGGACAGGUUGGUCAGAUGCUGCCGCCGCGCGCCGCGCCGCGGGCACCGGCGGCGGCCGCCGCACGCGCCGCCGCCGCACGCGCACCUAUCGCCGCACCCGUGGCGGCGCCGCGUGUCGCUCGGCCGCUUGCCAAGACGCAGUACUCUUGCAGUGACGGCGAGGACGGCGACGGCGAUGACGAUGACGCCUGCAACAUCCCCGACUCCAUGGAGGCGCUGCUGGCGCAGGUGGGAGCAGGCGCCGGCCGCACCGCCCGCGCGGACCCGCCAGCGGCGGCGGCGGCAGCAGCGGCGGCGGGAGGUGGCGCCGGCGCCAGGCCCGGCGCGGCGGCGGCGGCUGGCUCCGCCCACGAGUGGCCCUUUCGCCCGCAGCCCACCGGCCCGGGCCCAGGUAGAGGCGAGGCCGGAGCAGGUGCCGGGUCGGGCUCGGCGGGUGCAGCGGGUGGCGGCGCCCGUGGCAACGGCGGCGGCGGCGGCGGCGGCGGCGGUGGAGCCGGAGCCGGGGGCCGCGCUGGUGCCGCAAGCACAGGUGCAGGCGCGCGCACGGGCGCGGAUGCGGGUGCGGCCGGCGGCGGCGGCGGCGGCGGCGGCGCUGCCGCCGGCCCCGGCUCGCCUCCCCGGUCCCAGGCUCCGCCACACCAGCGGGCGAGGCCUGAUCAGGGUGUGGUGGAGGUGAUGGACCUGACGGACAGCCCCGCACCGGCACCAGGGCUGGGGCCGGGGCCGCAUCGACAAGAGCACCACCACCAGCAGCACCAACAGCAGCAGCACCAGCAGCAGUCGCCAAUGGGCCGCACAGGCAGCACGUCGACGGGCGGCGCGGCAGCGGUGCGGGAGGCCGCAGGUCGGCAGGGCUCUGGGGAGCAGGAGGAGGCGGGGGCGGGGGCGGCGCCAUGGGGUGUGGGCUCAAGCACCAAGCCCCUCGGCCGACCCCCCGUGCCGCACAGCAGGCAGGCCGCGGCGGCCGGCGGCCAUGCUGCGGGCGUGAGUGACGGCGCGCGGCGGUCCUUGUUCCAUGAGCGGGGUACAGUCGAGGCCCAGGGCAGCCCUGAGGAGGAGGCAGCAGCAGCAGCAGCGGCAGUAGCAGCGGCAGGACCCAGUCAUGGUGCUGGCAGGGCCAGGCCGGGCGCGACGCAAAGCGGGUCAAGCCGCGGCGCUCGCGCGCGCAGCGGCGUCGAAGGUGGGGCCGGAGGUGCUGGACCUGCCGCCGAUGCUCCGGCGGGCGCCGGCGACUCGGGUGGUGGUGGUGAGUGCAGUGGCGGCGGCGGCGGCGGCGCUACGGCCACUGGGGAGUCGCCUUCCAAGCGGCAGCGCUCCAUUGGUAGCACCAUCGACAACCCCAGCAAUACAACCACGAGGACUGGAGGCAGCAACGGCGGCGCCGGGGCUGGCAGUGGCGGCAGCGCAGGUGGCGGCGGCGGCGCGGCCGGCCGAGCAGGGGCGGGGGCAGCGGCAGCGGCUCCAAUCCCAGUGCCAGGCCGGGUUGCGGCACGCCGGCCGGUGGCGCCGGCGGCAGCGGUGGCGGCGGCGGCGCAUGCGGCGGUGGACCUGACUUUCUCCUCAGAUGAAGAGGAUAAGGAUGGGGUAGCAGGAGAUGGAAGCGGCAAGGAGCAGGGGGCGGCGGGGGCGGGGGCAAGAAGGGUGGCGGCAGGCAGGAAGGCGCAGGGCGCGUGGGCUGCCGGAGCCUGCGCCGCGCCGCCGCCACAGCAGCAACUGCAGCGGGAGGAGGAGCAGGAGGAUGGUGACGCGGGGGACGACCGGUGGGGCAACAAAGAGAAAGACGAAGAGGAAGAUGACGAUGAAGUCAUUAUAGUGGAGUCGCAGUGAGGGCUGGUGAGGCAGGUGGGGAAGCAGGGGUGGGCGAGAGUGCCUGUGCCAGUUGGAGUGCUGGCAGGGAAACGCCCUUGGGCGUACCUCAUGGGGGCACGUGGCUAGAGCAGGGAGGAUCGGCCUGGAGGAUACGGAAGGGAGACAGCCAGGAAGUUGGUGACGGCGCUUCAGGGGCAGGCAGGCUACAGGACAGGACAGGACAGGACAGGCGACGUGCAGCAUUGCGGUUUGGGCUCGGUUUUGGGAGCAAUAGGAUCUACAGCCUCGUGCGCUGCGUUUGCGCAUGCAACAGUUGCCGUAUUCAUGACGGGCGUGUAGGCAGGACAGGGGCACUGCAUCCGCAGAUGAGGACUGCGUAGACUUGCGAAAGCAGGCAAUGGAUGGAGCAACGGGCGCAGGGGGGAUUGGGUAUUAUGUGUCAGCAAGCACUUCCGUUGCGGUUCCAUGCCAGGUGACUGUCAUGGACACUGCUCGUUACUAGGCGAGCUGCUGAUAUUUCUCGAAUAAGUUGUAUGCGGAGAUGAGUUGUUUUGGUUGAUGGUAUUGGAGGAGAGCGAGGAAUGGUGCAGUGGGCGAGCGCGAGGGGGUGCCAGGCUGGCCCCACGAUGGUGCCC
Messenger RNA from Chlamydomonas reinhardtii, 4992 nucleotides. RefSeq lists its product as uncharacterized. NCBI's taxonomy places the organism in Eukaryota, Viridiplantae, Chlorophyta, Chlorophyceae, Chlamydomonadales, Chlamydomonadaceae. Gene Ontology annotation, molecular function: 5'-flap endonuclease activity. The transcript is spliced from 15 exons. Bases 362 to 4375 code for a protein of 1337 amino acids. The record is from RefSeq and is a predicted model, not a curated record.